AUGAUGUUUUUAUUUGAAAAUAGUAUAAAUAUGAUAAAAUAUAGUAUAUAUCUAGUACCUUUAAUAAUAAUGAUAUUAUUAAGUAUUAGUAUAAAAGAGGAUAGUAAUAGAAUGAUGUUAUUAUUUAAAAGUCUAAAAUUAACAAUAAUACUAAUACUAGUAUUAUUAACGAUUGAGGAAGCAAUUUAUGUAAAAUUAAAUGGACAUCUAAUAAAAACAGAAUUAAUUACAUUCGUAGAAUAUAUCUUAUUAGUAGUAAGUUAUCUAAUAAUAAGUAUGUUUGAAGAAGGAGUAAAGGAAGGACGAAAAACGAAAAUAACAGAAGAAGCGUUAAUUUUAAUGUAUAGUAGUUUAAUAGGAAUGUUAAUAAGUAUGGAAGCACAUAAUUUAAUAACCUUAUUUUUAAGUUUAGAAAUAACCAGUAUCUGUUUUUAUAUAUUAGCAUUAAAUAAAAAUAGUAGAAAAGUAAGUAUAGAAGGAGGAUUAAAAUAUUAUAUAAUAGGAGGAAUAGCAAGUACAAUAAUAUUAUUAGGAAUCGUAAGUAUUUAUAAAAAUACAGGAAGUUUAAUGUAUACAGAUAUAUUAGUAAUAGGAAUGGAAAGAAUAGGAAAUUAUCAAGUACAAAUGGGAAUAGCAUUAAUAGUAUUAGGAUUAAUAAUAAAAUUAGGAGUCGCACCAUUUCAUGGAUGGUUAAUAGAUACAUAUGAAGGGACAGGAAUGUUAAUGACAUUUUAUUUAACAAUAACACAAAAAAUAGUAACAAUAAUAGUAUUAAUAAAUUUAUAUAAAAAUCUAAUAACAUAUCUAAAUAUAGAAGUAAUAAAUAAAGGAUUAUUAGUAUUAAUAUUAGUAACAUUAAUAGUAGGAACAGUAGGAAGUUUAAGACAACAAAAAGUAAUAAGAUUUAUAGCAUACAGUGCAAUAGUUAAUAGUGCAUUAUUAAUAUUAUUUUUUGUAGGAAAUAAUACAGAAGAAUUAAUAAUAUAUAGUAUAUAUUAUUUAAUAAAUUAUAUAAUAGGAUUAGCAGUAUUAAUAAAUAUUAUAAUAGGAGUAGUAAAAACAAAAAAUGGUGGAAAUAUAGAAAUAUUAAGUGAAUUAAAAAAUAUUUGGUUAAACAAUAAAGUAAUAGGAAUCAGUUUAAUAAUAGUAUUAAUCUAUUUAGCAGGAUUACCACCAUUUACAAAUUUUAUUAGUAAAAUAAUAUUAAUAUUACCAUUAAUAGUAGAAGGUAAAAUUUAUAUAACAAUGAUAAUAUUUUUUUUAACUGUAGGAAUAAUGAUAUAUUAUAUGAAUGUCGUAAAAAUAAUAAUAAUAGAUAAAAAACAAGAAGUAGGCGUAGAAACAUAUAAAAUGACAAAGGGUGGAAGUAUAACAAAUAUAGUAGGAGGUAUAAUUUGGAUAAUAAUCUCUCAAAUAUAUUUAGAUGAGAUAAUAAGUAUAAUAAAAAUAAUAGUAGCAAUAAAUUAA
Dictyostelium discoideum AX4 is the source of this 1467-nucleotide messenger RNA. NCBI's taxonomy places the organism in Eukaryota, Evosea, Eumycetozoa, Dictyosteliales, Dictyosteliaceae. The record is from the annotation of a RefSeq genome assembly.